Molecule: messenger RNA, 1803 nt
Organism: Adineta steineri
Lineage: Eukaryota; Metazoa; Rotifera; Eurotatoria; Adinetida; Adinetidae
Source: the annotation of a GenBank genome assembly
AUGCUCAUGCCAAUAUAUGGGUAUGACAAGAUGCCAUUAUUACCACUUGAAGAAGCAGUUCUACCACUCGUGUCAAUAAUGCCGUCCAUUCAAGUUUAUGUUCAUGUUGCUAAAGAGCGUUGCGAUGCUAAACCUGCAGACGGUCUUACCAAGGAUGAGUCAGCAUCUAUCAUAUUGUAUACGAUGGAAUGGGAACCGCAGGAACAAUGUCUUCAUUUCGCUUUAAACGAAAUUCUUCGUGCAGAGGACAGACGAAAGUUAAAACCGUGGUUCUCUUAUUUGAAACUUAUUCUUACUGCACUCUCUCAAAUACCAUCUUUUCCACGAUCUGUUUAUUGUGGAGUAAACAAAAACUUAAGUAAAGAAUAUUCAAAAGGAAAAAUAUUCGUUUGGUGGGGUUUUUCUUCAUGUGCAUCAUGUGUUGAAGUACUUGAAAAUGAGCAAUUUUUGGAUAAAACAGGUACAAGAACAUUAUUUACUAUUGAAUGCCUCACUGGCAAAGAUAUUAAUCGACAUUCAUAUUAUCGAUCAGAAGGAGAAUUCCUUCUUCUUCCUGCUCGACAAUUUCAAGUUAUAUCGUGUCUUGAACCAGCAUCGGGUCUUCAUUUGAUUCAAAUAAAAGAACUCAAGCCAACUAUUCCUCUUAUAGAAACAGUGAUCAGCACUAUCGAUACCGAGGAACCAUCAUCUGAAGAGAAAAAGAAACAGUCAGAGAACGCUGAGAAAGAUGUUCAACCAAAAAAUACUUCAAAAUUGUCAGAGACAAAAUCGACUGAAAUUGAAAAAAUCGAUGCUACAAUUGAUAAUGAACGCACGAAAGAAUCAAUUGAAAACGAUAUGCUACAACUUCUUACGUUAAGCGAUAAGAAAAAACAAUAUUUUAUUCUUUCUGAUCUAUUUAAACAUGGUCGACAAUCUUUAGUAAAAUAUUAUGAUUAUCUUAAUCCGGAUACCUAUAAGGCUGCAAUGGAAGGAGAUGAUAGUACAUUGAUGAAAUUAUUAAAAAAAUAUUUUGAAUUACAGUGGAAAAUAGUCCAUAGUUCAAAAAAAUGGUUUAUUCUAUUCUUAAAUGAAUAUAAAAAUGGUGAAAAUCAUCAUUGGUACGAACAAGUUUUAACUCGUACAGCACGAUAUGGUGAUAAGUUUAUCGGACAAUAUGAAAUUUUAUCAAUCGUUUUGCAACUUUUCUUUGAAGGCAUAGAUGAUGAUUAUUUAAAUGGAACAAAUAUAUUUAAUGAACUAUGGUUAACUGUAACACAGAAUGGUUUAAAAUCAAUUACAAAAUAUUCGCAUUAUAUUGUUGAAGAUGUUAUGAAUAAAUUAAUCAAUAAAGAUCCACCAGUAUUAUUUCAAGCGAUACGUGAACAGUGCUGUUUCGAUUUAUUUCCAUUAUUAAAAGAAUGUGCUAUUACAGAUAAGCAAAAUUUAUAUGGAUUAGCGUUAGAUAAUAUUGCUGAACAUGGUUGGAAGAUUGGUUUACAGAGUCUUUGUCACGGUCGUGCUUGUGCCGUAUGUCAUAAAUGUCGUGAUUAUCAUUAUUUGGAUGAUCGCGAUAGUUGGAAUUGGAUCCGCAAUGUGUCUAGUUGGAAUGAAGCUGAUAAGAAGCGCUGGACGGAUAAUUGUAUUUGGAAGCGUUUUGUGCGUCGUGAAGGUGACACUUGUCAUGCUGCCUACGAUAUUAAUAGUGAUAUUGGUAAAUUUAGUAGAGAUCUUGUUAUCGAUGCCGACGAUGUUCACGAUAGUUACAAUAUUGUUCAUUAUAUUGGUAUUGGUUUCUGUGUUAUUUGUUUAUGUGAACGCUAA